AUGAAUGAGAGCAAUGAAUGCGAGAAUCGUUUGAUGGAUGAGACGGGAAACGAGACGCGGAGGAAGUCCUACGGAACCGAUGACAAAGACAUCGACGCCGGCGCUGCCGGCCAUACAUCCAGUGGCGCCGAUCCAGAAGGGGUACCGCAAUUGGCGGGUCCGCACAGGCCAUCAAUCGCCACCAGAAUUAGACAUUUCAACGCACCUGAAGAUCACAUCUCAUUCAUAGACAGAUUAAUGUCACUUAUUUUUGAUUCAAUUUGGGGUAUAAUAUUCCUAUUCAUAGCGAAUGUACUUCAAGUCAUUUGUAUUAUUACGGGCUCCGUUUACAUCAACGACUGUCCCCUUUCGCCGGCAAUUCCGGCCGUACUUAUAGUGAACGGAGCGAUGAAUGUCUUGAUUUGUGUCACAGAAACAUUUUAA
Molecule: messenger RNA, 423 nt
Organism: Medioppia subpectinata
Lineage: Eukaryota; Metazoa; Arthropoda; Arachnida; Sarcoptiformes; Oppiidae
Source: the annotation of a GenBank genome assembly